Serpula lacrymans var. lacrymans S7.9 is the source of this 549-nucleotide messenger RNA. RefSeq lists its product as uncharacterized. The transcript has 3 exons. The record is from RefSeq and is a predicted model, not a curated record. The coding region runs from base 1 to 549 and encodes 182 amino acids. NCBI's taxonomy places the organism in Eukaryota, Fungi, Basidiomycota, Agaricomycetes, Boletales, Serpulaceae.
AUGUCUGAGCUCGACGCAGAUCUAUACGGCGACCUUUACGGUAACGACGAGGGCGACUUUGCUGGCGCAACCGAUGCUGUCGAACUCAAGGCUGAAGAGCCUAUGCAAUCCCUAUCUGACACACCUGCAGACAUCCAGCCAACGUCAAGCGUCAAGGUAGAACUCAAGCAAACGCCUGUCUCUACAUCGUAUAUGAAGCAAGAAAUACCUACAGAACCCAUUCCUGUGCAGCAUCAAGAAUUGUCCGCCAUUUCAUCGACCCCACAACCUAUUCCAACUCCGUCUUAUUCUCCCCAGGUCACACAACAGAUACCAACCUAUCAGCAGCCUCAACCUGCGGAGUAUCUCGAGUCUCCUAUGCCGCAGUCCGCAGACGGUGCUUACCCGCGUGGUCAGCUGCCUGAACGGACUAUCAGGCCCUCGGAAAUGAAGGAUGAAGGCGGGAAAUCUUUAACUGCAGUCGUAUCGCAACUAGAUGAUUAUCCCUGCGUAGUCACUCCGUCGUCGUCUCGCCUAGCUACGCAGCUCUGUCGACUAGGUCUAGGCUAG